Messenger RNA from Eutrema salsugineum, 443 nucleotides. Its product is annotated as defensin-like protein 182. The transcript is spliced from 2 exons. The coding region runs from base 60 to 443 and encodes 127 amino acids. The record is from RefSeq and is a predicted model, not a curated record. Lineage: Eukaryota; Viridiplantae; Streptophyta; Magnoliopsida; Brassicales; Brassicaceae.
GAAGCAAAAAAACCUCAGAGAAAAUAUAAGUUUUGAAGAAAACUAGAACACGUGAAAAUAUGGAGAGGAUAACUUCACUUGCAUUCCUUGUUAGCUUACUGAUCGUGUUUGCCUCUGUUGUGAAUCAGACCAGAGCAAACACAUGCAGCGAAGGUCUAGGCACAUGCGAAAACUGCGACCAGAGAUGCAAGGCCAAACACGGGCCAUCGAGCCAAAGCUCCUGUGAUCGCUCUGUUGGGGUGCCUCUGUGCACGUGUUACUACCAAUGUGGACCACCCAGCCCGACUCCACCUAAGAUUUGCGAUGGUGGCGCUGGUAUAUGUAGUCAAAGCUGUCCUGAUAAAUGUUGUGAUACAAACUGUGCACAAAAGUAUAAGGGUGGACGUGGAUUUUGUAGCUCCAUCGGUAAUUAUCGUUUGUGCCAAUGCACGUACCCUUGCUAA